UCCUGUUUUCCUGCCUCCCUUCUGCUGCCUCCUGCUCUCCAAAGCUCCCACACCACACCCAAGAGGAGAGAGGAAGCCAGCAGCAAAAGCUUUUGCCUCCCUCCCCCCCCCGCCGCCGUCCCCCCUGCUAAAAUGUGAUGUCCAAUCCAUCAGAUUGCUUCUAGUUCAGUCCCCCACUCCUCUCCUGGUUAUGGGAUCCGGCGAGCUGGAUGGACGCGCAUUGGAGCAGCAGCAGUAGCGGGGGCGAAGCUGCAGACGGGGGAUCUGGAUCCGAGGCACCACCACCGGGGUCCUCACGGAGGCGACGGCGCAGGAGGAAGAGGAGGUGGAGGUGGAGGUGGCGGCGGCGGGCAGCAGGAGGCUGCGGAUGAGGAGCAGCAGCAGCAGCAGCAACAGCACCACCACUACCGGCUGCUGCAGCUGCACCAACAAGUGCAGCAGGACCAAGAACCUCCGCCCGCCCCCGUCUUCCAGCUCUCGCACCUCCAGGCCACGUCCGUGAGGCAACCGGGCUCGUCCGCCGAGUAUGCCCUUCUCGCGCCCAUGGGCGAUGCCGGCCAGUCCCAUCAUCACCACGGGCUCCAGACGCAGCUCCUGUCUUUCGGAGGCGCCGGGAGCCACCACCAUCACAUGCAUCAAUUCACGGCGCAGGCGCAGGCGCCCGCGGCAUCCCAGACGCGGGCGCGAGGAGGACGAGGCGGCGAGAUGGUGCCGGCGACGCCUGCGCGGGUGAGGGGCGGCGGAGGCGGGGAGAUCGUGGCAGUGCAGGGAGGGCACAUUGUGCGCUCCACGGGGCGGAAAGACCGGCACAGCAAGGUCUGCACGGCGCGCGGGCCUCGCGACCGGCGCGUCCGGCUGUCGGCACACACGGCCAUCCAGUUCUACGACGUGCAAGACCGGCUGGGCUACGACCGCCCCAGCAAGGCCGUCGAUUGGCUCAUCAAGAACGCCAAGGACGCCAUCGACAACCUCGACACCCUUCCGGCUUGGCAGCCCACGGCCGUCGCCCCUGCCUCCAGCAAUGCCGCCGCGCCGCCGUCCUCCUCGACCCAGCCUGACUCCGCCGACAACUCAGACGACCAGGCGCAGGCCAUCACCAUCGCGCACUCGUCCUUCGACUUCGCCGGCUCUGGUGGCGCUGGAGGAGCCACGGGCGGCAUCAGCUUCCUCCCGCCGUCGCUCGACUCGGACUCCAUCGCGGACACGAUCAAGUCGUUCUUCCCCAUGGGCGGGACCGCAGGCGGGGAGCCGUCGUCGUCCACUGUGGCUGCGCAUUCGUCGGCCAUGGGUUUUCAAGGCUACACACCGGACCUCCUGUCGCGAACCGGCAGCCAGAGCCAAGAACUCCGGCUGUCGCUGCAGCCUUUACCAGACCCCAUGUUUCACCACCACCACCACCAGCAGGAGCAGCACCGGCCGGAUGGCCACGACGGCAACGGCACCGCCCAGCAGACACUAUUCCCCGGCGCGGCCAGUUACUCAUUUGGCGGCGGCGGCGCCAUGUGGGCCGAGCAGGCGGCGAGCCAGCGCAUGAUGCCGUGGAACGUGCCCGACCCAGGCGGCGGGAGCACUGGCGGCUACUUGUUCAACGUGUCGCAGCAGGCGGCGCAUAUGCAAGCGGCGCUGAGUGGCCAGAGCCAGUUCUUCUUCCAGAGGGGUCCCCUUCAGUCCAGUAACCAGCCCUCCGACCGAGGAUGGCCGGAGACCGUCGAAGCUGACGACAACAACCCGAUGCAGCAGCAGCAGCAGCACCAAGGGGGCUUGAACCCUUCCGUGUCGGCAAUCGGGUUCGGUCCCGGCGUCAGCUUCUCCGGAUUCCGCGUCCCCGCGAGGAUGCAGGGCAACGAGGAGCACAACGGCGGCAAUGGCGACAAGCCGCCGUCCGUCUCCUCGGCUUCCCACCACUGACAGCAGCAGUGGAUGACAGAUGACUUCACCACCAACCUCCACAGUGUACCAGCAACGACAUCGGCCAUCAGCUCCUCCACUUGCAUCACUGGUGCUAAUUUGAUUCCGCUUCAUCAUUUAUAGGAGCUGGUGAUUGCAUUGCAACUAGGAGGAGCGAAAUUCGGAGCUGGUUCUACGUCUGGUUGGUUGGUUGGUUGGUUUUCCAUCUCUUCUGCUACGUGUGUCAUUGUCUUUUGCUUCAAGAUCACUCGGAGCUUCUUAGAAUUAGGCUUGUGAGAGUGCAGCGACACAGCAAGCUGGUGAGCCAGCCUCUUUGUGGCAUUGCAUUAGGUGUAGUUGAUGUUGUAGUUUGCUGUAGGUCAAGCUCGAUUGCUUUCUUUCUUUCACUUGUUGCUGUAUGCUACUACUAGAUGUUAUUCUCAAACUUAUAAAUGGAUGUUGGAUGGGGAGAGGAGUCUAUCACUCCAUCUUUAUCUUUCCAUCCUUUUUGGUCA
Messenger RNA from Aegilops tauschii subsp. strangulata, 2402 nucleotides. RefSeq names its product transcription factor PCF5. Gene Ontology annotation, cellular component: nucleus. Gene Ontology annotation, molecular function: sequence-specific DNA binding; DNA-binding transcription factor activity. The record is from RefSeq and is a predicted model, not a curated record. Lineage: Eukaryota; Viridiplantae; Streptophyta; Magnoliopsida; Poales; Poaceae.